This is a messenger RNA of Candidozyma duobushaemuli, 1062 nucleotides long. RefSeq names its product SDR family oxidoreductase. Lineage: Eukaryota; Fungi; Ascomycota; Pichiomycetes; Serinales; Metschnikowiaceae. The transcript has a single exon. The record is from RefSeq and is a predicted model, not a curated record. Bases 1 to 1062 code for a protein of 353 amino acids. Gene Ontology annotation, molecular function: oxidoreductase activity, acting on the CH-OH group of donors, NAD or NADP as acceptor.
AUGUCCACCACCGUCCUUAUUUCCGGCGCCUCCGGCUUCAUUGCCUUGCACACUGUUCAGGAACUUAUCAAGAAAGGCUACUCCGUCAUUGGAUCUGUGAGAUCCAGCGAGAAGGGUGAGUACGUCAAGAAAGAGUCUGGCAACCCCGAGAAAUUCUCCUACGAAAUCGUCGAGGAUAUCGAGAAAGAAGGCGCUUUUGACGAAUUCGUCAAGAAACACCCCGAAGCCACCGUUUUCUUGCACACCGCUUCUCCAUUCCACUUCAAUGCCAUCAACAUCGAAAACGACUUGCUUUUGCCUGCCGUCAACGGUACCAAAAACGCCUUGAAGUCGAUCAAGAAGAACGGUUCCGGCAUCAAGAGAGUGGUUGUCACCUCCUCCUACGCUGCUAUUGCUUCUGCUGAACAGGAUGCUCAGGCUGACAAGACCUACGAUGAGUCUUCAUGGAACAACAUCACCUGGGAGCAGUCUCUUGAAAACGCUGUUGCCGGUUACUACGGUUCCAAGACUUUUGCCGAAAAGGCCGCCUGGGACUUUGUCAAGGAAGAGAAGCCCAACUUUGUCAUUUCCACCGUCAACCCAACCUACGUCUUCGGUCCCCAGCCAUCCAGUUCUUUCAAAACCACUCAAUUGAACACCUCCUCCGAGCUCAUCAACAGCAUCUUGAAGAUCAAGGGCACCGAGGAGAAGGUCAACCCAGUGAACGCUUCUGCUGUGGAUGUUCGUGAUGUUGCCAAGGCCCACCUUGUUGCUUUUGAGAGGGACGAGGCCAAGAACCAGAGAUUGCUUUUGAACUCGGGUCUGUUCACCCAGCAGACCAUCUUGGACGUUUUGCACGUCGAGUUCCCCAGUGAAGCCCAGCAUGUUCCUAUUGGAAACCCCGGUUCUGACAGAGAGGAGGUCAAGACGAGAGCCACUUUGAACAACGACAAGACCAGAAAGAUCUUGGGUUUUGAGUUGAUCUCUGUUGAGCAGUCCAUCAAAGACAGCGCCAAGCAGAUUCUUGAAGUCGAGGAUAAGCUCAAGACCAACGACCUCAACUCCAAGCACCAGCCGUUGUAA